GUUUCGCAAUCCUCAGUCUAUUGUUCUGCUUGAACUUGCUGCCCGAUGCUGAUCGUCUUGGCGGUCUCUCCGGUUUCUCCGCGUUGAUCUUCUUGUCUUCCGCUCUCCUUCUUCCCCUUCCUUUCUUGUCUUUUCCCCUUGUAAAAUCACCAGUGGUUCCAUCUCGCUCUUCUUCUCCUCAUGCCCAUUCUAAUUCCGUUCACAUUCACCUCCCCGUGACAUCUCCCCCCGCCUCUCUCUCUCCAUGACCAAGGUUGACGCCGCGGGGGAUGGGGAUUCCGCCCCGAUGGCCGCCUCGCCGCCGAGUCUCCCCAAAGCCCCCGUCGAGGCUCGCUCGCUGUCCUCCAUCACCGCAAUUGCAUCCAAUCCCCCAGCCUAUCCGCGCAAUCCUACCCAGAAGAGGUUGGAUCCGUUGGUGCUGUAUAUCGUGCGAGUCCCAGGCAGUCGAGAUGUCUUCCUCACCCCCUUGAAACCCGCUACCAAGUCCAGCGUCUCUGCCGAAGCCAUUAAUUCCUCCCUAUACUAUUUGCACGUCGCCACCCCAGAGGAUGAUGUCUUGCUCCAGGAAUACGAACAGGAGCGCGAAGAGGAGGCUAGGUUGCGGAAAGAAGCCCUUGGAGACGAGGCGGAGGCUCCUCUGCCUUCGCGCGAGUUUGCGCGACUGAACAAUGUCCGGCGCAAGCCUGUUCCUGGCGCGAGCGCGCCCAAGGUCGAUGCGACCGCACCUCCUCCUGCGCGCCCUCGCCCGACUUCCUGGCAGUCGCAGGGAGCGUCCUCGCCGUUGAAUCCAGACCUGCAGCGCCCUGCCCUGCCUCCGCGUCCGAGUUUCCAGGGCCCUGCUCAUGCGAAUGAAUACAACCCUGUCACCCCGCCUUUCGCGCCGGUCAAUCGUGACCCCGUUCUCGAGUCCAUGCCGCUGGAAGAUCCCAUGGCUGCGCGCCCUUCGCGGCCAUUGCCUGCUGUUCCGAGAGAAGAGCCCGUGUUAGGACCGCCUCUAGACCCGCUGCCGGCGAAGAGGGCCAACCGAUGGAGCACUGCGCUGUCGGGGUACCUGGCAAAGGGCCAGGAAACGUGGAAGGAGAAAUAUGAUGCCAUGUCUGGAGGUCGAGCGAGUCUGGAUUCAAGACGACCCCCGGUUAGACCGCAUUCCGCUCAUGGAAGUCCAUCGCAUUCAUUUCUAGGGUCGCCCUCUAGGAGCCCCGCGAGGAGUCCCGCGAGAAGUCCGGGCCAGUCACCUCGCCAGAGGCCGCAUGACAGGGUGGUGCCCGAACGUCCGGGCUUUCAUAUCACUUUGAUUCGUCGCGACCCUACGCAUGGCAGUCAGUGGAAUGUUGCGACCAUGUCGACUCCCCGGAUGGACGGUGGGCCCAUCGACAUCGAUAUCCUCACCCCGGGGUACAAUCGAUUCACGGCGCAGAACGAACCCCUCUCUCUGGCGAGUCUGGGGAUAAAUCUCCCAGGCGGACAGUCCAUCUCGUUCUCGUCGUCCAAACAUCCGUUGGCUGAUUUGGCCGAUCUUCCACCUCCUACUUCCGUCCCCAAUGAGCCAUCUCAGCCUCGACGAUUCCAUCGCAAGCUCUGCGUCUCAAGACCAUACUUCCAAGAGGAGCCACGAGGCUCCUUGGACCUUCCGGGUCGUCCCUCCCUGGACAGCACUGCCAGUGGCAGUCCCACGAAACCGCAUGCCCCUCCUCACUCCAAGCUGAAGAGCGGUUAUUACACCUUCAACUCGCCAUGGAAUGGCAUCUGCACGUUUACAACGAGCGUUAAUGGUCGUAGCCUCAAAUGCAAACACAUGAUACCCACCCCUGGCUUCCCCAACGCCAGCAGCCACCAUCACCACCCGACUUCCACGCCCGAACCCCCUGCCAUCACCGUCGCCGAGAUCCGCUUCAACACGCCAUUUCGAACCGGCCACCUUCACCAGCCCGUUCCAUCGUACGCAUCCUAUCAUCCCACCUCACCCCCAACGGAAUCCUACCUCUCCUCCCCACAAACUCCCACCUCCGCAAACCCCUCCUCGAAACGCGACUCUUUCGCCCGCCUCCUCAACCCGAACAAGUAUACGCGGCCCCGCGCUCGCUCCGGUGCCAGUAUCACCUCAAUUGGCGAGAAUAUCGGCUCUAGCCACCACACACGGAAUCCCUCGAAUAGCAGCACGAGCAGCGGGGCCGGGGAUCUCGAGGAGCGCGAGAAAUCGGGACUUCUGCGCCGGCCACCGAGUGAGGACCGUCUGGAUCUUUCUCUUGCACGGGAGCGCGCAGGCGGAGGGUUACGGGGGAAGUCUGCGAAAUUGGGCAAGUUGAUCAUUGAAGAUGAGGGGAUUAAGAUGUUGGAUUUGGUUGUUGCUGCUUGUAUGGCUGUUUAUGCAGUGAGUUGUUAGGCAUUCUUUUUAGCUACCCAUGGCAUUGUUCAUGUCGUGGUUAUUCAUUAGAGAGUUGUGGGAUAUGUUUGGGAUCUUGCGAUUGUGAUAUGAUAUGAUAUACUAUUGAUGUUUUGGGCAUUUGAGCGAUAUGCAUUUGAUGAUAUGUUAUUGCAAUUGAUAUACUUAUAUACCUUGAAAAUGAUUAGCUGCUAUAGAGCAUGUCAACUACCAC
Molecule: messenger RNA, 2597 nt
Organism: Aspergillus welwitschiae
Lineage: Eukaryota; Fungi; Ascomycota; Eurotiomycetes; Eurotiales; Aspergillaceae
Exons: 2
Coding region: 245-2383 (712 amino acids)
Source: RefSeq, a predicted model, not a curated record